AUGUCAGUCAAAAAAGCAAUCGCCGUCGUCGCCGGAGUUGGGCCUGGAACUGGCUCCUCAAUAGCCCGCAAAUUCGCGCAACACUACCCGGUCAUCGUCCUCGCACGCAAUCCCGCCAACUACACCGAAGUCGUCGAUAGCAUCAACUCCUCCGGCGGGCAUGCCAUCGGCCUCAGCACAGAUGUCUCAAACCCUUCCGCCGUCUCCGCCGCGUUUAACAAAAUAACCACGGAAUUAUUCCCCGGCAGUCCCAUUGCAGCCGCUAUAUUCAACUCCGGCGGCGGAUUUGUGAGAAAGCCAUUCCUAGAAUUGACAAGUCAAGAAUUUGAGGCGGGAUGGGAAGGUCAGGUUAAAGGCGCGUUCCUGUUUUCGCAGGCGGUGCUGCCGUUGUUGCUCAAGGGUGUGGAGGGGAAGAGUAAGCAUCCGCCGAGUUUGAUUUUCACCGGUGCAACGGCAAGUGUCCGCGGCUCAGCGCUCUUCAGCGCCUUCGCAAGCGCCAAGUUCGGUCUGAGGGCACUCUCGCAAUCUCUAGCACGAGAGUUUGGUCCCCAGGGUGUUCACGUCGCGCACGUUAUUAUUGAUGGUGUGAUUGAUAUCCCGCGCACCAAGGGAUAUGUGUUUGAGCAUGAGGACGCGAAGAUUAGUCCAGAUGCUAUUGCCGAUUCGUAUUGGUUUUUGCAUACGCAGCCGCGGACGACGUUUUCGUAUGAGUUGGAUUUGAGGCCGUAUGUUGAGAAAUGGUAA
This is a messenger RNA of Talaromyces marneffei, 744 nucleotides long. RefSeq lists its product as uncharacterized. The transcript is spliced from 4 exons. The coding region runs from base 1 to 744 and encodes 247 amino acids. The record is from RefSeq and is a predicted model, not a curated record. Lineage: Eukaryota; Fungi; Ascomycota; Eurotiomycetes; Eurotiales; Trichocomaceae.